GUCGUAAUUGCUCUAUUAGCCAAGCAGGUUGGCUUUCAAUUUAUUCUGAAAUGUGUAUUUAUACGAAUCUUUGUAAGCUCUUCUUUGUGGAUCAAAUAUUGUAAUUAUUGUGAUGUGUAGGUACUGUAGCAUCCUGAAAUCAGAAAGUGUUUGUUGAUUUUCCAAACAUUUGUUUAUGUUGCUAGAGAUUAUGGAUAUUCACUUGGAUUUUGAUGUUAACUAGUAACUAGUAUUGGUAUUACUUUGGGUUAGCCACCAUUUGGAGUCCAGUAUAACUUUCUGUACUACUGGAGCACAUCGAUGGAGCAGUGAUUCUGAAUGUACAAUUGCUAUACUAAGAUCUACAUUCACAUCUACUGGGUAUCUUGUGGAACAAACUUGGAUUUGUUAUACUUUUGUUUUUUGUAGUAUUGUCCUCCAACAUUAUCAUUUCUAUAGUGUUUCACACUCACAGCAUCCCAGAAUUCAUUCAGAGACUAUGCAUCUGUAACCCUCUGUGACCUAGAUUUGACCUCAACAAAACAAAACAAUGCCAAUUAGUAAUAGGUCUGUUGGUAAUGUUAGUUCACGAAGCCCUGAACGAAAGCAUGUGUCGAGUGGUACACAGGUGGGAAAGCACGGUACAUUUGGGCCGUCGCAUGGCUCCAUUUUACGUGAUCGAUUAACGUUGAAAGUGCUUAAAGGAGAACUGACAGAUUACAGGUAUAAAAAAGAUGAAAUUUUCAAGCGCAUGAAAGUAACAACAUUUGUACAAUUGGUCCUUCAAGUACAUGCAAUUCAACAGCUAGAAGACAAUGCACAGAAUGAUUCAGAAGCAGAUAAUUAUGAUCUUGAGUCAGCAAGAAGUAGCGCAAUAGGUGCAGGUGAUAGCGCCAGUCAAAAUAGGUCCAGUCCAGUACCCUCCCUGGCACUUACAGACGGAGAUUUUGGUGAAGCAAAGGACCUGUCCACUCCUCGCUCAACUUUUCAAAGUGUUGUAAGUGGAAUUGGCGAGUUUGAUUUGUUAUCUGAACCAGGCAACGAGGCAGGUAAUGUCGACAAAGAAACAAUGAUUAAAAAACCUCAAAACUGUCCUUACUUGCUACUAGACUUGCGAGAUAAAGAUGCAUACGACCAGUGUCAUAUCAUAACAGCGUUAAACUAUCCAUCUGCUAUGCUGUCAAGGUCGUGCAAUUACUUCACUAAAGAAAUUCUAGCUUACCGUAAUCAGCCAGGGAAGAUAAUUGUGAUGUACGAUGAAGAUGAAAGAAUUGCUACGGGGGCAGCGACCACUUUUGCUGAGAGGGGUUUUGACAAUACUUUUGUUCUUUCCGGUGGAUUGAAAGUUGCAGUACAGAAGUUUCCAAAUGGUUUGAUUACUGGAACUUUGCCGGCAUCUUGCAGAGUGUCACCUCUGGCAGCCAAAUCCAAGAAGAAGGUCACACCACCACCGCCACAAAUUAUCAUGGCAACACAGAGUUACUUUACAGAGAACAAUCUUGAUAAGUUACAGGUUAAUCUGGAAGAGAAUUUGGUACCCAACGAUACUGGAAGUCGUCUUUCUCGUGCAACUACACACGCAAGAAGUCAAGCAUCAGUGCGAUCUUCAACAUCCAAAUCCAUGAACAGUGUCCAAUCCCAGCCCUGGAAAUGACACCUCUAAAACUCUAUUAGAUUCAUUAACUGUUUAAAUCGUAUUUUAUCUGUUAGUUGAUGCUCUGAUGCAGUUGAGCUGGUAACUGAAUUAUAUUGGAAAUAAAUAAAAGUAGAAUAAUUUCCAUAAUUCUUUUUCCAUAAUUCUUAUUUACUAUAUUUAAUUUAUAAAUAGGCAGUGGACAAUUUUCAAGUAGGAUUCCUUUACUUACUUGGAAUUUUUAUGAUGAUUAGAGGGAGCACUCAAACUCUAACCUUAAAAAUAUGCAAAUAUGCAGUUUGUUCUUAUUCGUUUUUAAGACUUCGUCAAAAAAGCAAAAUCUCACCUGUGCAGUUAUUUGUGGGAGUCAACACAGAAGUCAUAUUUUGGGUUUUAUAUUUUCCACUGCCUAACUUGUAUUUAUUACGGUAAAAGUGACAGUAUUCCAUAAGUAACCCAUACUCUCUAAUUGUAACCCACCCUAAAAACCAAACAAAUGAAUACAGCAAGUAGUCUCAAUGUUUUUCAAUUUUUUUUAAAUUCUUUUUUAUCUUACAAAUAAAAUGAGGUUAUAACUGCAUUAAAACACAUUUAAAAAUGUAUUAUAAUUAUUAUGUUGUACAUACAAAUCUGGAAUUUUUCAUUUUGUUUGCAAAAGUGAAAUGUUUCAUGCUUAAAAUAUUUUAAAAAUAUGUAAUUCAUACAUAAUUACAAAAAUAAUCUUUAAUUAUAUUAUUGUAUUUUCUGAAACCAAAGCAUUAUUAUUUCAUAGGGUAGAUAAUUUUGUAAAAUCCUGUCUUCAAACUUUGUCAUAAAUAUACGAUAGUUUUCUUACUUUUUU
Messenger RNA from Anneissia japonica, 2453 nucleotides. RefSeq names its product centrosomal protein of 41 kDa-like. Gene Ontology annotation, cellular component: ciliary basal body. NCBI's taxonomy places the organism in Eukaryota, Metazoa, Echinodermata, Crinoidea, Comatulida, Comatulidae. The record is from RefSeq and is a predicted model, not a curated record. The transcript is spliced from 11 exons. Gene Ontology annotation, biological process: cilium assembly; protein polyglutamylation. The coding region runs from base 530 to 1633 and encodes 367 amino acids.